Molecule: messenger RNA, 3092 nt
Organism: Aplosporella prunicola CBS 121167
Lineage: Eukaryota; Fungi; Ascomycota; Dothideomycetes; Botryosphaeriales; Aplosporellaceae
Exons: 2
Coding region: 335-2740 (801 amino acids)
Source: RefSeq, a predicted model, not a curated record
UUCGUUUUUCGCCACGGACAAUCAGCACUUAAGUGAAUCCGUACCUACCAACCUCUAACAGCCUUUCCACAUACCUGUCUAUGAGGGUAUGGAACUCGCUUGAGCCUGCGCAUUUGAUGUGUAGGUUCAACGUUUAGUCCGAUUAUUAUAAGCCGUCUUCAAUUCCGCUGGCUGGGUAGUCGACAACUCCAUUCUUACAAUUUUCAAUUUUGAAGAGCCACUGGAACCUUUAUGAGACUGAAAACCCCGUAACUACUCGGGUAGACUGCAGCGCCUAGCCUCUAAAACCAGCUCCUACUUGAGGCAAUAACAACGGCUAAGACCCACGAAGAACAUGGGGCGCCAAGUCAGAACAGGACCGCAUAAUAGGGUUGGGUCCAAGACGGUCGCUCGAUUUAAUUCCAUCCGCACAAACAAACAAGCUCAUCUUCCUGGACCAUGCCGCAAUCCAGAUUGUCCAUAUUGGCCCAAAGCAUUCCAUGGACGCUUUCGCGAUCAACUGGAAAAACCUUUCUCUCCAACAGAGUUCGAAAGGAUGUACUUGGUUCAGUGCCACAGAUGCAUAGAUGACGGUUAUGACGCAGACCCAAAUCUUUGCCGCUACUGUCAGCAUCUUCGUCUCAGCCAUAUCUGUGGCUGUUCAACAGAGAAUCAAAGCACGCAUUUCGUAACCACACGAAAACUGGUUAAUAUAAAGGCCACGAUUAAUUGUUCUUUCUGCCGAGCCAUUACAAAUUCUCUCCAGUAUUGCGAUUUCCUCGAGGAGCGUAAAUUACCCUCUAAUAGAUAUCAGCCCGUUAGACUUUAUUACGACGUUAAAAGUAACAAAUUCGUAAUCCGUCUCAGUCUGGACGGUAACUGGAUGCUGGCAAAAAUCAAUGCAUAUCAUCCCGAACACGAGAACUCCCUGUCGUACAGCGGAAUAGAAUUUGACUGGCUACCACUUUUGCCGACGGUGCAAUGGCCUAGGCUUACGAGAUGGUUGAACCAUUGUGUUGACCAGCAUCAGCAUGAGGACGAGAAAACUGAGGCGAGACAGUUUUCUGAUUUCCGACUGAUUGAUGUAAAAGAGAGAUGCAUCAAGCCAGCGAAAGAACAUUGCAGAUACGCCGCUCUUAGCUAUAGAUGGGGGCCAGUCAAAGCACAUGAUAUUACAAAUAUACAGAGUCGUCGCGAAGAGCUCGAGGCUACCGGCAGCCUAAGCAAAAGCAAUAUCCCGGCUACAAUUGAGGAUGCUUUGACUGUCUGUAAAAAUCUUGAUAUUCCAUAUCUUUGGGUCGAUCGCCUAUGCAUCAUACAAGACGAUGACGAAAGCAAACCCAACCAGAUAAACAACAUGGAUACCAUAUAUUCCAGAGCAUACCUUGUUAUCUGCGCUGCAACCGACCACGGAUCCGACUACGGCCUUGUUGGUGUAGACGGACGCACUAGACCUACUCAAUCUAUCGAGAUUAUAGGUGGGCGCGAAUAUUACACGCCUAGAAAUCAGUUCCAUGGUGAGAUACGGGAUGCCGCCUGGUUUUUACGAGGCUGGACGUAUCAGGAGUUCGUUCUAUCCCGCCGGGCGCUACUAUUUACGGAUUUCCAGGUCAUCUUUUGUUGUUCUACGUCAAUCAAAUUUGAAGCAAUUACUGAAAAACUUGACGAAGAGGUCCUCGCAACUCUUGAAUCGUAUAAGGAUACGAGCAAUAUUUGGCGAGCCUAUAGAAACUGCGUAUCAGAGUACCUCCGGCGCGAACUCACGAACCAGAACGAUAUCCUAAAUGCGUUUUCAGGAGUACUAGGCAAGCUGUACUCAGGAGUACAGAACACUUUUAUGGGAUUGCCUAAACCAGAUUUUGACACCGCAAUUCUCUGGUACACAGAGCCAAUAACAAAAGAUCGAGAAUUUGACGGCACGUACCAGCUUCCUUCAUGGACUUGGGCUUCAAAGGAAUCACUGGACAUCCAGUUCGCGGAUUUUUGCGCUUCACUUACCACCUGGAGUUUCUGGGGCUUCCAAGAAAACCAAUCCGUUCUGACGCUUAUACGAGCUUCUGGGAGUACACUGGAAAGAUGGGACAGAAACUCUGAAGUCCCUGCUUACCUGAUUCAUGCAAUAUCAUUCGGUUGCUUCGAAAGCCUCUCGUCCUCGGAACUAUCACAUAUGGUAUCCGGGAUUUCAAAAGAAAGCUACAAUGAAUUCGCUAAGCAACGGUGGCCUACGUACCAAAGUUUCUGGGAAGAGGUGUAUUCGAAAGAGUAUGAAAAAUGGCUUAUAAAUCUCAUUAGCAGCAACGAAGAGCUUUUUAGGCGUCUUCAUGAAGAUAAACGUCGUCUUGCAGUUCGGACUGCCUUGUCCAAGUUCAGGAUCUUUGCCCGGGAUAUCCACUCAUUUCACAGCACCGACGUAUUUGCAAUACUCAGCAAAAACAAUGAUGCUAUUGGCUUCGGUAGGAUCCCUUACUAUUAUCUUACCGAAAAAUCCAAGGGGCAGACAUUUGAUUUUAUUGCCCUAUCUAUCUGCUACGUCUUUGAACCGAUAUUUGAGAAAAACUCUAAUUACUUCAAGACCUCCAAUGACGAGUUCCGUAAAAUAAAGAAAACUUCGUCAGGCGAUGACCUAUACGAAGUACUUACAGUAAAUGUCAUGAUUCUGGAAUGGGACAAAGGUAUCGCCAAGCGAUUAGGUCUUGGUAAGGUAUUAUUUUCGCAAUGGAUAAAGUGUGAACGCGAGUUUAGGACUAUUAUCCUUGGUUAAAUAUGCUAUCCAAGGCCAUCCUUCCAAGCGGUAUCCGUCAACACAACCUAUUUAUUCCAAGUAUUGCACUAUGAUGUCGUCAUAGUAUUUUGAUUUAUAUUAAUUUAUUUUUACCUUAAGAGUUCCUAUAUAGCCCCCAAGCAAAAAAAAGUUAGCAAGAGCCCCUAACCUAGAUAUUGUGUUAGACUAUCAGGCCCUGUUUCUUCACGCAUUACUCUAUGUUUACUUUGCUUUUUCGUUGUUUCAACACCAUGUCACUCCCCUGCUACCUUCUUUAUGCGGACACAUGGCUGCUCCACAAUAUUUGUAUAUAAAAGGUUUGCUGCUAGUCACUCUAAGAAUUAAGCCGCGU